Molecule: messenger RNA, 2439 nt
Organism: Kwoniella mangroviensis CBS 8507
Lineage: Eukaryota; Fungi; Basidiomycota; Tremellomycetes; Tremellales; Cryptococcaceae
Exons: 14
Coding region: 1-2439 (812 amino acids)
Biological process (GO): DNA recombination; lagging strand elongation; DNA biosynthetic process
Cellular component (GO): mitochondrion; nucleus
Molecular function (GO): DNA binding; DNA ligase (ATP) activity; ATP binding
Source: RefSeq, a predicted model, not a curated record
AUGAAAAACAACAUCGUGAAGAAGAAGAAGCGCGUCGUCCAAUCUGACGAUGAAGAAGAUGAACAGCCUGUCAACGGCUCUUCAUCCUCGAAAGAGGCACUUCAAAGCUCCCAACCUGAGAGGUCUUCGCCAAAAGAAUCUUCACCACCACAUAAGAAACCCAAAACUUCACCUGAGAAAAUAGCUUCGAUAUUCGCCCCACCACCUAAGAAAGUUGAGAAACCUCAAUCGUCAUCUGAACCUUCCAAAUCAACUUUUUCCCCGACAGACAAGGAGAAGAGUAAAUCAAAUGAAAAAGAUAGUAGUAAACCAAUUGCAUCCAUAUUCGCUAAAGCUUCUUCGUCAAAAUCGAAACUCAAGGAGGAGGAACGAGAUAGUGGUGAUGUAGAUAUGGAGAGAGGAAGUCCGACGAACGAUGAUGAGGGUGAAGAAGAGCUGGAAGAGGAGGACGAGGAGGAUGAGCAGGAGGAAGCCGCUGCUGUCAAGCUCGCAUCAAUAUUCACUAAAAAUCAUAAAUCUGUACCGGUAGCUGAUAAAGGUUGGAAAGAUGGUGAAGCUGUACCGUACGCUGCGCUAGUAUCGACAUUUGAGAAUAUUGAAGCUACCACGAAACGUCUUGAAAUCUUGGAACUUCUCACUCAAUUCUUUCUGGUCGUAGCGAAGAGAGAUACAGCGAAGCAAGCGAAAGAUUCGAACUUGCUCAAGGUGGUAUACCUAUGUAUCAACAGACUGUGCCCGGACUAUAUGGGUAUAGAGCUGGGUAUAGGAGAGACACUGUUGAUCAAGGCUAUAGCGGAGAGCACGGGUCGAGCAACAACCAAGAUCAAGGAGGAUUUAAGGAAAGAGGGUGAUUUGGGAAAAGUAGCUAUGAAUUCGAGAAAUACCCAGCCGACAAUGUUCAAACCCAAAGCUUUGACUGUCCCUUACGUGUUUCAGAAUUUGACGGAAAUAGCGAAAGCUACUGGAAAUGCUUCGCAAGCCAAGAAGGUGGGUAUCAUUAAAAAGCUCUUAGCAGCUUGUCAAGGGAACGAAGCGAAGUUCAUCGUAAGAUCGCUGGAAGGUAAAUUGAGGAUAGGCUUGGCAGAUAAAACUCUGGUCGUUGCUUUGGCUCAUGCGAUAGUAUUGAAAACAAUGGGUGACAAGAAGAUACCGCAUGAUAAGCUUGCGGCGAAAUUAGAGGAAGGAGCGGAAAUUGUCAAAUCUGUUUACAGUGAAUUGCCAAAUUACGAUCUUGUUAUUCCUGCGUUACUGGAAGUGGGUGUAGAGGGCUUGAAAGAACGAUGUAAACUUACACCAGGUGUUCCGCUCAAACCGAUGUUGGCUAAACCUACCAAAGCUAUUGGAGAAGUACUUGAUCGAUUUGAAGGGAAGGAGUUCACAUGCGAGUAUAAAUACGAUGGUGAAAGGGCACAGGUACAUCUCCUGGAAGAUGGGUCGAUCGCCGUAUUUAGUAGGAAUUCAGAAGAUAUGAGUGCCAAGUAUCCGGAUUUGGUACAGCAAGUACCAAGGGCAAUAAAACCAUCUGUGAAAUCUUUUGUCAUCGAUGCUGAAGCUGUGGCGUACGACCUGGAAACGAAGAAGAUCCUACCAUUCCAAGACCUCAGUAGGAGGAAGAGGAAAGAUGUGAAAGCUGAAGAUAUCACUGUGCGAGUUCAUCUAUUCGCAUUUGACCUGUUGUAUCUGAAUGGAGAGUCGCUUUUGACGAAAGAGCUCAAAGAACGUCGAGCGUUACUUCAAGAACAUUUCCAACCUGUUGAAUCGGAAUUCGCAUUCGCCAAAUCGUCCGAUAGUCAAUCUACAGAAGAGAUAGCAGCCUUUUUAGAAGAAAGCGUCAAAGAUGGAUGUGAAGGUCUGAUGGUAAAGAUGUUGACUACUGCCAACUCGACUUAUGAGCCCAGUAGGAGAAGUAUGAAUUGGUUGAAGUUGAAGAAAGAUUAUUUAUCCGGAGUAGGCGAUUCCCUCGACCUAGUAGUCGUAGGAGCCUAUCACGGUAAAGGUAAACGAACCGCCGUAUACGGUGCAUUCCUCCUCGCAUGCUAUGAUCAAGAUUCAGAAAAUUUCCAAACGAUCUGUAAGAUUGGUACGGGAUUCAGUGAAGAAUUCUUAUCUCAAUCGUAUGAGAUUCUAAAACCAUUAGAGAUCGAAACGGUACGAAAUGAUAUAGAAACUGGAAAUGCGAAACCAGACGUCUGGUUCGAACCGAAAAUUGUUUGGGAGGUUUUGACGGCGGAUUUGAGUUUGAGUCCUGUUUAUGCGGCUGCUCAUGGAAUAGUCGAUUCUAGAGGUAUCUCACUCCGUUUCCCUCGAUUCAUCAAAAUCAGAGAUGACAAAUCGGCAGAUGAAGCUACUUCGUCUGAACAAGUAUCGGAAUUCUAUCAGAGACAGGUCACCGCUGGUGGUAAGAAAGGAGGUGGAGGAGGGGAAGAUGAUUUUUGGUAG